Molecule: messenger RNA, 1637 nt
Organism: Nanorana parkeri
Lineage: Eukaryota; Metazoa; Chordata; Amphibia; Anura; Dicroglossidae
Gene: TUBB3
Product: tubulin beta 3 class III
Exons: 4
Coding region: 55-1404 (449 amino acids)
Biological process (GO): microtubule cytoskeleton organization; mitotic cell cycle
Cellular component (GO): microtubule; cytoplasm
Molecular function (GO): GTPase activity; GTP binding; structural constituent of cytoskeleton
Source: RefSeq, a predicted model, not a curated record
CGCCGACGAACCACCACCUCCAGUGUCCGCAUCCCGAGCCAGACCAGAGCCAGCAUGAGGGAGAUUGUGCACAUCCAGGCCGGCCAGUGCGGCAACCAGAUCGGGGCCAAGUUUUGGGAAGUGAUCAGCGAUGAACAUGGAAUUGACCCCACUGGAAACUACGUCGGGGACUCUGACCUUCAACUGGAGAGAAUUAGUGUAUAUUACAAUGAGGCCUCCUCACACAAGUAUGUACCGCGAGCCAUCCUAGUAGACUUGGAACCCGGGACAAUGGACAGCGUCCGUUCUGGAGCCUUUGGACAUCUUUUCCGACCUGAUAACUUCAUAUUUGGACAGAGUGGUGCUGGUAACAACUGGGCAAAGGGUCACUACACAGAAGGUGCUGAACUGGUGGACUCUGUAUUAGAUGUUGUGAGGAAAGAAUGUGAAAAUUGUGAUUGCCUCCAAGGAUUCCAGCUUACACACUCUCUUGGUGGAGGCACUGGCUCUGGCAUGGGCACACUACUAAUCAGUAAAGUCAGGGAGGAGUACCCUGAUCGCAUCAUGAACACUUUUAGCGUAGUGCCUUCUCCGAAGGUGUCUGAUACAGUAGUGGAGCCAUACAAUGCUACAUUGUCCAUCCAUCAACUGGUAGAAAACACAGAUGAGACCUACUGCAUUGACAACGAGGCUUUAUAUGACAUCUGCUUCCGCACCCUUAAACUAGCCACUCCAACCUACGGAGACCUUAACCACCUUGUCAGUGCCACCAUGAGUGGGGUCACCACUUCCCUAAGGUUCCCUGGACAACUUAAUGCAGAUCUGCGUAAGCUGGCUGUCAAUAUGGUGCCCUUCCCACGUCUUCAUUUCUUCAUGCCAGGUUUUGCCCCACUGACUGCCCGUGGCAGCCAGCAGUACCGGGCACUCACUGUCCCUGAACUCACUCAGCAAAUGUUUGACGCCAAGAAUAUGAUGGCAGCCUGUGAUCCCCGCCAUGGACGGUACCUGACAGUGGCUACCGUCUUCCGCGGGCGCAUGUCAAUGAAGGAGGUGGACGAACAGAUGCUGGCCAUCCAGAGCAAGAACAGCAGCUAUUUUGUAGAAUGGAUCCCCAACAAUGUGAAAGUUGCUGUGUGUGACAUCCCACCUCGUGGUCUCAAGAUGUCUUCCACAUUCAUCGGCAACAGCACCGCCAUACAAGAGCUCUUCAAACGCAUCUCUGAGCAGUUCACCGCCAUGUUCCGACGUAAAGCUUUCUUGCAUUGGUACACCGGAGAGGGUAUGGACGAAAUGGAAUUCACAGAAGCCGAAAGCAACAUGAAUGACCUUGUAUCAGAGUACCAGCAGUACCAGGAUGCCACAGCCGAAGAGGAGGGCGAGAUGUAUGAAGACGACGAGGAAGAAUCUGAGGCUCAGGGAAAGUAAAAAAAAGCCAUCCCAGGGCUAAAGACCUCUGUUUGUGCCCCCCAGGUUUAGGAAUCCUACUCAUAUUGCAUCAUGCAUCACUUCUGAGUUAGAAUUAUAGUCCCAGUCAGGAUCAGGACCUAUACCCUUCAUCUCCCUUAUUUAUUUAGCCCUCCAAUGCCAAAACCUACAGAAUUUACUUUGCACAUUGUUUCAAUAGCAAAGGUAGAUCAGAAUUUAUUGAGGACAGAGGC